Messenger RNA from Pyrenophora tritici-repentis Pt-1C-BFP, 2818 nucleotides. Its product is annotated as FabG, Dehydrogenase with different specificities (related to short-chain alcohol dehydrogenase). The record is from RefSeq and is a predicted model, not a curated record. Gene Ontology annotation, molecular function: oxidoreductase activity. NCBI's taxonomy places the organism in Eukaryota, Fungi, Ascomycota, Dothideomycetes, Pleosporales, Pleosporaceae.
AUGGCUGCACAGGAGCUGCGAUAUGACGGCCAGACGGUUGUAGUAACCGGAGCUGGUGGCGGCCUCGGUCGCGAAUACGCUGUCUUCUUCGGAAGCCGCGGCGCAAACGUCGUCGUUAACGACCUUGGCGGAAGCUUCAAGGGCGAGGGCGCUGGCUCAGCGGCGGCAGACAAAGUUGUAGAGACGAUCCGCUCCGCAGGCGGCAAGGCGGUCGCCAACCACGACUCUGUAGAGAAUGGAGAGGCCAUUAUCAAGACGGCUAUUGAUGCGUUUGGCCGCGUCGAUGUUCUCAUCAACAACGCCGGUAUCUUACGAGAUGUCAGCUUCAAGAACAUGAAGCAGGCAGACUGGGACCUCAUCUACAAGGUCCACGUCUUGGGAGCAUACAAGUGCGCGCGUGCAGCGUGGCCUUACUUCAGGAAACAAAAGUAUGGACGUGUAAUCAGCACCGCCUCGGCUGCCGGCCUAUUCGGGUCUUUCGGACAGGCCAACUACUCUGCUGCCAAACUUGCCCUGGUUGGUUUCACCGAGACGCUCGCAAAGGAGGGCUUCAAGUACAACAUCCUCUGCAAUGUCAUCGCACCCAUUGCUGCGAGCCGAAUGACCGAGACUGUCAUGCCUCCCGAUGUCCUCGAGAAGAUGAAGCCCGAGUGGGUUGUUCCUAUCGUCGCUGUCCUCACACACAAGUCAACCACCGAGACUGGCUCAAUAUUCGAGGCUGGUGCAGGACAUGUAGCCAAGCUGCGAUGGGAGCGCGCAUCCGGCGCCCUGCUAAGGGCCGAUGAGACCCUCACACCUGAGGCUGUUGCAGCCAAGUGGAAGGAUGUCGUCGAUUUCUCCAAGCCCGACCACCCAGAUGGUCCUGCCAACGCACUAGAGCUUCUUGAGAAGUCACACCAACUGCCACCCAACCCCAAGGGUGAGCCGCUUGACUUCAAGGGCAAGGUCGCGCUUGUGACUGGUGGAGGUGCUGGUCUCGGUCGCAUUUACUGCUUGCAAUUGGCUAAGCGCGGCGCAAAGGUCGUCGUAAACGAUCUGGUCAACCCUGACAACACUGUUCAGGAGAUUCAGAAGCUUGGCGGAGAGGCUGUCGGCAACAAGGGCGAUGUACAGGACGGCGAGUCUGUCAUCAAGACUGCCAUUGACACCUACGGACGUAUUGAUAUCCUCAUCAACAAUGCCGGAAUCCUCCGCGACAAGGCAUUCGCCAACAUGACCGACGACCAGUGGGACAUUAUCCAUAAGGUUCAUCUUUUCGGCACAUACUCCUGCACCAAGGCUGCCUGGCCAUACAUGCUCAAGCAAAAGUACGGCCGCAUCCUCAAUACUACCUCCACCAGCGGUAUCUACGGAAACUUUGGCCAGGCCAACUACUCAUCCGCAAAAUGCGGUAUCCUCGGUUUCUCAAGGACUCUCGCUCUUGAGGGCAAGAAGAACAACAUUUUCGUCAACACUGUUGCACCAAACGCCGGUACUCAGAUGACCCGAAGCAUCAUGCCUGAGGAGGUUGUCCAGGCUCUAAAGCCCGACUACAACGCCCCUCUUGUCAUUCUCCUCGUCUCUGACAAGGCUCCUCAACCAACUGGUGGCUUGUACGAGAUGGGCUCCGGCUGGUUCGCGGCUACUAGGUGGCAGCGCACUGGCGGUCACGGCUUCCCGAUCGACGUCAAACUUACCCCAGAGGCUGUUCUCGCUCAAUGGCAACGUAUCAUCAACUUCGACGAUGGCCGUGCCGACAACCCAGCUGACAACAGUGAUGGUCUCAAGUCCAUCAUGGCAAACAUGCAGAACACUAGCAAGGGCAAGAAGGAGAAGAAGGCCACCAAGAGCAACGAGGAGGUUCUGGAGGCUCAGAAGAAGGCAUUCGCGGCUAAGCCUGAGGGUACUCCCUUUGAGUACACCGAGAGGGAUGUCAUCCUUUACAACCUCGGAAUUGGCGCCAAGCGUACCGACCUCCCCCUUGUCUACGAGGGCGACCCGAACUUCCAAGUCGUCCCCACCUUUGGUGUCAUCCCUCCCUUCAACGCCGAAAACCCCUUCUCCUUUGACGAGAUCGUGCCCAACUUCGACUUCCGCAUGCUCCUCCACGGAGAGCAGUACCUCGAGAUCCGCAAAUUCCCUAUCCCCACAGAAGCCAAGCUCAUCGCCGUACCCAAGCUGGUCGAGGUUGUGGACAAGGGCGCCGCUGGCCUCGUUGUAUACGGCAGCGUAACCAAGGACGCCAACACUGGCGAGGAAAUCUUCUACAACGAGAGCACAGUCUUCAUCCGUGGCUCAGGCAACUUUGGCGGCCCGAAGAAGGGCGGUGACCGUGGUGCGGCUACAAAGAUUCACAAGCCUCCUCAGCGUGCCCCCGACACCGUCGUCGAGGAGCGCACAAAUGAGGAGCAGGCUGCUCUCUACCGUCUCACCGGUGACCGUAACCCCCUGCACAUCGACCCCCAGUUCAGCAAGGCUGGUGGCUUCCCUACUCCUAUCCUCCACGGCCUCUGCAGCUUCGGUAUCUCGGGUAAACACAUCCUCCAGACAUAUGGCCCCUUCAAGAACAUCAAGGUUCGCUUCGCCGGUGUCGUCCUGCCUGGCCAGACGCUCAUCACCGAGAUGUGGAAGGUGAACAACACAGUCAUGUUCCAGACAAAGGUCAAGGAGACGGGCAAGCUUGCCAUCUCCGGUGCUGGUGCAGAGUUGAUGGGUGGAGCGAGCAAGUUGUAGGACACGACAUUUCUGUUUGAGCGCGGUUUCUUCUGAUCUAAAAACUGUUAUGUGUAUAUAGUGUUAAUGUCUCGAGCCUUGAUUUCAAAUGAACACUUUCCAAUGA